This is a messenger RNA of Thalassophryne amazonica, 13533 nucleotides long. Its product is annotated as dynein heavy chain 11, axonemal. Gene Ontology annotation, cellular component: dynein complex. Gene Ontology annotation, molecular function: dynein intermediate chain binding; dynein light intermediate chain binding; ATP binding. The coding region runs from base 70 to 13440 and encodes 4456 amino acids. NCBI's taxonomy places the organism in Eukaryota, Metazoa, Chordata, Actinopteri, Batrachoidiformes, Batrachoididae. The record is from RefSeq and is a predicted model, not a curated record. Gene Ontology annotation, biological process: microtubule-based movement. The transcript has 82 exons.
ACUUUAUUUUAACAAACAUGCAGGUUAUCAGGUAUGGUCGUGUGUUUGUGAUGUGUUUGUAGAGCAGAAAUGUCUGACGUGGACGACGACACCGUGUCCUGCUUUCUUCAGGAUGCCAGAGUGAAGUUUGUCGAGGGAAUAGUUUGUUUUCUUCUUAGUCUGGAUCGUAAAACUUGGGAGAAGAGCGCAGUGAAGAACCAGACGCUUCUAAACGACUUCUUUGAAAAGCAGAAGGUUAUAUUUUUCUCGUCGUCUAAAGACACUUCACUCAUUGCUUCGAAUCAGGUUCUACCUGCUGCUCAAAACAGGCAGAUCUAUUUUCUCAAGAAGAGAGCUGUUCCUGUCAACAAUGAAAACUACAGAGAAGUGUUUUUUGGCCUCCUGCAUCCAUCACCGCUGCUGCACCUGUCAGCCGUACUGGAGCAGGUAUGCGCUCCACUGCUAUCAACCAGCGCCAGCCAUCAGAUGUGGCCGAAUGUGAUAGCAGAAGAUUUUCUGCAUCAGUUUGAGAGGGUGAGCAGUAAGACAUCAGUUGUUCAGGGCCAUAUUUUAGGGAAAACUGUUCUCCCUCUGCCAACAGCAGCAAUGUGGAUGAAGAGGUCAUGCAAUGUCUUCAAAAUGUAUGACAGCUAUGACAGAAAUCUGGCCCAUGUCAUAGAGUCACAAGUCGUCAGCUGGACCAAUCUGGUUCAGAGGGUAUUAAAUGAGGAUUCAUCAGAUUUUCUUGUGACAGGCUGCAAUCCAGGGCCCAAUGAAGAACUGAAGUUUUGGGCUUCUCGGAAGACCAACUUGCACAACAUUUAUAAACAGCUUCAGAGUCCUGUUGUUGAGAAGAUGACAAAGAUGUUGGAGAUGAUGGACAGCAGUUAUCAUCCAGCAAUCAAGACUCUAACAUCAAAUGUGUUUGAUGCUUUAGAAGAAGCUGAAGACAUUGACCUUCAUCUAUACCCACUACAUGCACAAAUGUCUCAGCUGGAAAAUGGAGGGUUCACUCACUUUGAAUCAUUCAUCCCUCCACUGUUCCACACAUUUUUCCUUAUAUGGACCAACUGUCAGUCAUAUCAGAAUCCAGCACGCAUUGUUGUUUUACUGCAAGAAUUCUGUAAUCUACUCAUUCAAGAGGCUUCCACAUAUCUCUCUAAAGAUCUGCUGCUGAGAGAGGACCAAGAGGAAAGUCUUCAUAUGGUAAAGAAAGUGAUCAGAGUCUUCAGACAUUUCAAGUCCUGUUACCAGACCCAGAGAGAGAGGCUGGCCAGCCAAGUCAAACAUGCACUCUGGGAUUUCCCAUCUACCAUGGUCUUUGUACGUUUCAACCACUUCUUCAGUCGCAUGCUGCAGCUGGAGGACUUUUUUGAAAUUGGGGAGGACUUACAGAGAAUUGAAAAGCUGGAAUUUAGUGGAAUUAAAGGCAAACUCCACAGUGAACAUGCUGCUCAGCUGUAUGGAGAGUUUCUUAAACACUGUCAGUUGUUGAAGCACAGUCAAAUCAACCCAUUUGAUUUCACCUCCCAGGAUUUUGAAACCAAGUAUAAGGAUUUCAAAAUGAAGAUCGAGGGCUUUGAACGUCAGCUUGCCAGCCUCUUGUGUUUGUCCUUUAAGGACUGUUCUGACCUGGAGUCAAAGUUAAAACUCUUAACUGUUUUUGGGCACUUCCUGGAGAGAAAACAAAUCAGGGAGUUAUUCAGUCCGAACUUGUGUGUACUGCAGCAAAAUUUCAGAGAUGAACUGCAGAGAUGUAAAUGCUUGUUCAACUCUCAGCUCAAUAAGAUGGAGAGUGGUCUUGCUAAGAACAUGACAAACACAUCUGGAGCUUUAAAAUGGACAAAAAUGCUGAAGGAACGCAUUCAUGCCCAGUGGGAGAAGUUCAGAUUUCUGUUUGACAUGUCUGUUGGAGUUGUGGUGAGGGCGAGGGAAUAUCACAUGCUUACAGAGUUGUUGAGUCUUCUGGAUCAGUAUGAAAAGAACAUUUAUUCUGACUGGUGUAAUGGCUUGGAAGAGUCCUGCUUGAUUAACCUGAACCAGCCAAUUAUCUCCAGAAAUGUCUCAACUGGCCUGAUCUCAGUUAACUUCAAUCCAAAGUUGAUGGAGGUCUUGAAAGAUGUGAAGUAUAUUCAGACUCUCAGUCACAUCGACAUCCCUGCAGCUGCAAUGACUGUUUUUCACAGACGUGACACAUUCACAAAGUACAUGAGCAGUAUGCAGCUCUUAGUACAGUGGUAUAACAGUCUGAAACAGACUGUGCUGGAGGUGGAAUUUCCUCUGAUCAGAGCUGAGCUUUUGUCUAUAGAUCUGCAGCUGGCAAAAGCAGAAACACAUCUGACAUGGCAGGACCAGGACUGUUGGACUUUCAUCAGCACCACCAAAGACCUGGUCCAUAAUCUUGUGUGCCGAGUCUCUAGAGCCAAAGACAACUGUGAUGCAGUCCAGUCCUUGAUGAAGAAAUGGAGCAAACAGGCCAUGUUAUGUCGAAAGGACUAUAAGAAAGGCUCAGUCAUACAACUUGAAGACAGAAGAGACUAUGUCAUCAAGAAGCACAGGUCCAUGCAGCAGGAUGGAGAGACUAUUCACAAGCUGAUACAGGAGAAUAUGGUUCUUUAUCAAGCAGACCCUGCCUCAAAAGCAUGGCAGUCAUACCUGGAGUAUGUGGAUGAAAUUGUGAUGGAGGGCUUCUUCAGCUACAUUACACAAUCUCUUCAGUUCUUGGUGGAGAACAUGGAGCCAACGCUGUCCCAGGCUCCUCUGUUUGAGUCCCAUCUGCUUCUCAGUGGCUCAGAGAUUAUCUCCCAUCCCUCACUGGAAAGGGAUGCAGCAGACAGUGUCUAUGAGUUGAUAGAGGGUCUGGUCGGAGACAUAUUCAAGACUGCAGGGAAUAUCAGUAGAGUUGCUACUCAUCUGAGCAUGGAAAGCUAUCAGGACGUCAUGGAUGAAAUGGUCGAUUUGCUUGACCUGAGGCAAAACAUCAUGGAGCGAGUGGACAGUGUUCUCAAGAAAGCAGUCAAUUACCAGGCAAAUUUUAACGGCUACAGUCAUCUGUGGCUGAAUGACCGUGUUGAGUUUCUCCACCAGUUUCUAUCAUAUGGACAUGAGCUAACAGCAGAAGAAGUUGAAGCUCAUAAAGCAGACGUACUUCCCAAGAAUUUUCCAACAAUUAACAAAUUCCGUGAACAGAUAGACUGUUACGAGGACAUGUUCGAUAAAAUUUCCAAGCUGGAAAACGUCAGGGUGUUUGAUGGAUGGUUUCGGGUGGAUCUCAAGUUCUUCAAAGCCAGUCUUCUUAAUGCUGUAAAAAAAUGGAGUUGGCUCUUCAAAGAACAUCUUUUGACAUAUGUGACUAACAGUCUUAAUCAGCUGGAUGAGUUUGUCCAAGCCGCUGUUGCAGGUCUAAGCCAGCCUAUGGCUAAAGAUGACCACUGUGGCUUAGUGGAAGUUAUGAGCCACCUUCAGUCUGUCAGAGACAGACAACCCCUUACAGAUAUGAGCUUUCAGGCUCUGAGAGACACUGUUGUACUUCUGGAAAGAUAUGAAGUGACUAUACCAGACCAGAUUUAUUGUCACAUGGAGAAACUCCCUGAAAAAUGGAGUAGUGUUAAAAAACUUGCAUUAAAAGUAAGGCAUGAGGUGGCACCACUGCAAGCUGCAGAAGUGAUGGUUUUGCGAAAACGAUGCAUGGCAUUUGAGGUGAAACAAAGUAAAUUCAGGCAGACAUUCAAAGCAGAGGCUCCCUUCAGUUACAAAGUAAUACAUCCCUAUGUCAAUUUGGAUAAAUCUGAAAAAACAAUCCAACACAUGGAGAAAGAGGUAGAGGAUCUACGGCAAGCCACAAAUCUCUUUGAUCUUACUAGUCCUGAGUACAGAGACAUCAAAUUCUGUCGACAAGAGAUCACUGUCCUCAAAGAACUUUGGGACAUUGUUGUGUUUGUGCGUAGCAGUGUGCAAACAUGGGCAGUGGCCAAAUGGAGGCAGGUAAAUGUGGACCAGAUGGAUGCUGAGUUGAGGGUGUUUAUCAAAGAUAUGCACAAGCUUGACAAAGAUGCUCAGCUGUGGGAUGUGUAUUCUGAGCUUGACCUUUACAUUAAGAACCUGUUGACAUCACUACAAGCUGUGAGCCAGCUACAGAACCGAGCAGUACGAGAGCACCAUUGGAUGCAACUAAUUACAACCAUUCAGGUGGACUUCAUGGUGACCGACACUACCACCUUGGGAGAGCUCUUGUCACUGCAGCUUCAUUUGUUUGAAGAGGACGUUUGCAACAUUGUGGAUAAGGCAGUCAAAGAAAUGGCCAUAGAGAAGAUUGUAACAGAAAUAAGUCAAACAUGGGUGUCAAUGGAGUUUACAUAUGAAGAUCAUUAUCAGACCUCUGUGCCAUUACUCAAAUGUGAUGAAGGACUUAUCGAAACUCUUGAGGAUCAUCAGGUCCAGCUCCAAGGCAUCUUUCACAGCAAGCACGUGGAGCACUUCAUGUCCCAGGUUUUGGAAAUACAGAACACACUGACUGUGACUGAUUCGGUGUUGAUGAUCUGGAUGGAGGUUCAGAGAACAUGGACUUACUUGGAAAGCAUCUUCAAAGGCUGUGAUGACAUCUCCAAAUACCUGCCUAUAGAUGCACACAGAUUUCAAGCUGUAGAUGCUGAAUUUCAGGAGUUAAUGCUUGAUAGUGCUAAGACAAAAAAUGUUAUUGAGGCUACCAACAAGCCUCAUCUCUAUGAGACUUUGGAGAAUCUACAGAAGCGAUUGGCUUUGUGUGAAAAAGCUCUUGCUGAAUACCUGGAAACAAAGAGACUUGCUUUCCCACGUUUCUACUUUAUUUCAUCUGCAGACUUGUUAGACAUACUAUCCAAAGGGAGUCGUCCUCGAGAGGUAACUGCCUACCUUCCAAAAUUAUUUGACAACAUGGCAGAUCUUGUGUUCUCCCAGACAGAGCAUUCAGAUAAUCCUAAACGGGCAGUGGGUAUGUACAGCAAGCAAAGGGAGUUCGUCCCAUUCCGAUCCGAAUGUUGCUGUGAUGGGCCGGUUGAGGCAUGGCUUACAUGCUUGGAGGAAUCCAUGAAGCAGUGUAUCAGAGGUCACUUGUCUGAGGCCUUGACUGUGUAUGAGGACAGAUCCAGAGAACAGUGGAUUCUGGACUUCCCUGCCCAAGUGGCCCUAACUGGAUCUCAGAUCUGGUGGAGUAAUGACAUGGAACUUGUGUUUAAAAGACUGGAGGAAGGAUUUGAGUCUGCACUUAAAGACUACAAUAAGAAACAGAUUUUUCAGCUGAAUUCAUUGAUCAACAUGUUGUUGUCCGAGCUGAGCGCAGGUGACAGACAGAAGAUCAUGACAAUAUGCACUAUUGAUGUGCAUGCUAGAGAUGUUGCAGCCUGCCUCAUUGCCCAGAAGGUUACCACCUCACAGGCCUUCCAGUGGCUUUCUCAGCUCCGGCAUUCCUGGAAUGAGCUGCAGCGUCACUGUUUCGUCAACAUCUGUGAUGCUCAGUUCCUUUACUCUUACGAGUAUCUGGGAAAUACCCCGCGUCUAGUAAUCACUCCACUGACAGAUCGGUGCUACAUCACUUUGACUCAGUCUCUCCACUUGACCAUGAGUGCAGCUCCAUCAGGGCCUGCUGGAACAGGAAAAACGGAGACCACUAAGGACCUCGGCAGAGCAUUGGGCAUGAUGGUGUAUGUCUUUAACUGUUCUGAACAGAUGGAUUACAAGUUCAUUGGAAACAUCUACAAGGGCCUAGUCCAGACCGGAGCUUGGGGCUGCUUCGAUGAGUUCAAUCGUAUUGCUGUAGAUGUUCUGUCAGUAGUAGCAGUGCAGGUCAAAAGCAUACAGGAUGCCAUUCGAUCAAAAAGAAAAACGUUCUUCUUUCUAGAUAAGGACAUUGUGUUGAAACCUUCAGUGGGGAUUUUUAUCACUAUGAACCCCGGCUAUGCAGGAAGAACAGAGCUACCAGAGAACCUCAAAGCUCUUUUCAGACCUUGUGCUAUGGUGGUGCCUGACACCGAACUCAUUUGUGAGAUCAUGUUGGUGGCAGAGGGUUUCCGUACUGCUAAGCUUUUAGCCAAGAAGUUUAUCACUCUGUACACUCUCUGUAAAGAAAUAUUGUCUACACAGGACCACUAUGACUGGGGUUUGCGCGCUGUCAAGUCUGUCUUGCUCAUAGCAGGGAGACUGAGAAGAAAAGAUAGGACAAGACCAGAGGACCAGGUCCUGAUGUGUGCUCUGAGGGAAUCCAAUAUGUCUAAAAUUGUGACUGAGGAUGUGAAAGUCUUCUUGGAACUGUUAGGAGACCUGUUUCUGGACUUGGAAGUGCAGACAGAGCAAGACACAGAGUUUGAAAAAGUCAUCAGAAAGACAACAGUGGACCUCAAGCUCCAGCCAGAAGAAACAUUCAUCCUCAAAGUUAUGCAGCUGGAAGCACUCAUGGCUGUCCAUCACUCUGUCUUUGUUGUUGGAAAUGCAGGGACUGGGAAGAGCCAGAUACUCAGAGUUCUCCAUAAAACCUACUGUAACCUGAAUAGGAGGCCUGUGUGGAAUGACCUCAAUCCAAAGGCAGUGGACAUUGAUGAAUUGUUUGGAUUCAUCCAUCCUGCAACUCGAGAGUGGAACGAUGGCUUGCUAUCGUCAAUGAUGCGAGAACAGGCAAGCAUCACCCACCUUGGCCCUAAGUGGAUUGUUUUGGAUGGAGACAUUGAUCCGAUGUGGAUUGAAUCACUCAACACAGUGAUGGAUGACAACAAGGUCUUGACUCUGGCCAGUAAUGAACGUGUGCCUCUUUCCCCAACCAUGAGGCUGGUGUUUGAAAUCAGUCACUUAAGGUCAGCCACUCCUGCCACUGUGUCCCGAGCAGGAAUUCUCUAUGUAAACCAACAGGAUGUGGGCUGGAACCCGUAUGUUGCCAGCUGGAUUGAUCAAAGAGACAGACAGACAGAAAGAGCGCACCUCACCAUACUGUUUGAAAAAUAUGUUCCUCGUUGUUUAGAGCAGAUGAGAAACACUUUCAAGACCAUCACCCCAAUCCCAGAGAACUCUAUGGUCCAGACACUCUGUGCUUUACUUGAUUGCCUGCUAACACCAGAAAAUAUUCCAAGUGACUCACCGCGUGAGCUCUAUGAGACCUACUUCACCUUUGCCUGCAUCUGGGCUUUUGGUGGUGCCUUGUGCCAAGACCAGCUUCAUGACUACCGUGUGGAGUUCAGUCAGUGGUGGAGCAGAGAGAUGAAGGCAGUGAAACUACCCGCACACGGGACCGUGUUUGACUACUACCUCGACGUUCAGACCAGACGGUUCCUGCCCUGGACCGAUUCUGUGCCACCAUUUGAAAUGGACCCUUGUAUACCAUCACAGGCUGCUCUUGUACAUACAGCAGAGACCGUGCGUCUUCGGUACUUCAUGGACUUGUUGCUGGAGAGGAGACAGCCGCUCAUGCUUGUGGGGAGUGCUGGAGUGGGAAAGACGGCACUUGUCAAGAACAAGUUAGACUGUGUGCCAGAGAAUUAUGUGACUGCCAUAGUACCCUUCAACUACUACACCACCUCACUCAUGCUGCAGGUUGUACUCGAGCAACCACUGGAAAAAAGAGCAGGCAGGAGCUAUUUCCCUGUUGCCAACAGAAAGCUGCUGUACUUCAUAGAUGACAUGAACAUGCCAGCUGUUGACAGCUAUGGAACAAUGCAGCCUCACGCACUUAUACGGCAGCAUCUGGAUUAUGGCCACUGGUAUGACAGGCAGAAGUUAACCCUAAAAGAAAUACAUAACACCCAGUAUGUUGCCUGUAUGAAUCCGACCGCUGGGAGCUUUAAUAUCAACCCAAGACUGCAGAGACAUUUUUCAGUGUUUGCAGUGAACUCCCCUUCAUGUGAGGCGCAGAUGUCCAUCUUCAGUCAGAUUCUAUGUUCCCACUUGAAUCAACAGCUCUUCAGUCCACCGCUGCAGAGGAGCGCUGCAGCUGUGGUCCAGGCCACCAUAGCUCUUCAUCACAAGAUGGUCCACAGCUUUCUGCCCACAGCCAUCAGAUUUCACUAUACAUUCAAUCUGAGGGACUUAACAAAUGUGUUUCAGGGCCUUCUCUUUGCUGGGCUUGAGAAUGUCAAAGAGAGUACUAGUCUUGUAUUUCUUUGGUUCCAUGAGUCUUGCAGAGUCUACUCGGACAGACUGGUUGAUGAUCACGACCUGCAGCUUUUCCAUAAGCUCCAGACAGAGACUGUGCAUGAAUGCUUUGAGGGUCUGGAGGACAUAAAGGUGUUAAAGCAGCCAGUCCUGUAUUUCCACUUUGCCAAGGCAGGUGAGGCAGCAUCCUAUACUCGUGUCACAGACUGGACUGUGCUUAAGUCCUUUCUCACAGAUGCCCUGGAGAGCUACAAUGAGCUCAACGCAGCCAUGGACCUUGUGCUCUUUGAAGAUGCCAUGCAGCAUGUCUGCCGUAUCAGCCGCAUUCUGGAGUCUCCGAGAUGUCACAGCUUACUGGUUGGGGUCGGAGGUAGUGGGAAGCAGAGUCUGACUCGUUUGGCUGCCUACAUAUCAUCUGUGGAGGUUUUUCAAAUUACCCCAAAUAAGGGAUAUAGUAUUCACGACUUCAAGGCGUAUCUGGCAGGCUUAUUCCUGAAGACUGGAGUGAAGAACCAGCGCAUUGCUCUGCUCCUGACUGAUGCACAGAUCACUGAUGAGCGGUUUCUCAUUAUCAUUAAUGACUUACUUGCAUCAGGAGAAAUUCCAGAACUCUUCACUGAGGAGGAGACUGAAGGAAUUGUGUCAGAUGUGAGAGCAGAAGUCCGAGCCCUUGGACUGAUUGACAACAAGAAGAACUGUUGGAGAUUCUUCAUUGGGCGAGUCCAAUUGCAGCUCACGGUGGUGCUGUGUUUGUCUCCAGUGGGCGAUACCCUACGGCUCAGGGCCCGUCGAUUCCCAGCACUCAUCCAAUGCACCACCAUUGAUUGGUUCCACCCAUGGACUUUGGAGGCUCUGCAGUCUGUCAGCUACAAGUUUAUCCAGGAUAUCGAAGGCAUUGAGCCUGCCGUCCAGGAAUCCAUCAGUCUUUUCAUGGCCUACGUUCACACCAGUGUCAACCAAGCAAGUGAAAAAUACCAGCGCAAUGAGAAGAGGUACAAUUACACCACCCCCAAGAGCUUUCUCCAGCAAAUCACCCUAUACAAGAACCUUCUGGAGAAGAGCAGCACUCAGCUUCAGCACAACAUGAACCGGCUUUAUAGUGGCCUUCAGAAACUCCAGACCACUGCUGCUCAGGUUGAAGACUUGAAAGCCAAUUUGGCAUCACAAGAAGCAGAGCUGACCAUGAAAAACCAGAAUAUUGAAGUUUUAAUUGCAAAGAUUGGUCUGCAGACUGAUAAGGUCAGCCGCAAACGAGAGGCUGCAGACGAGGAGGCGCGAAAGGUUGCUGCCAUCCAGGCAGAAGUAUCAGCUAAGCAGAAAGACUGUGAGAUAGACCUAGCAAAGGCUGAGCCGUCACUGGCAGCUGCUACAGCUGCACUAGACACUCUCAACAAGGUGAAUCUGACUGAGUUGAAGACAUUUCCCAAACCUCCGUCAGCAGUGAUCAAUGUCGCAGCAGCUGUGAUGGUACUGCUUGCUCCCCGCGGUCGCGUGCCAAAGGAUCGGAGCUGGAAGGCGGCGCGGGCCUUCAUGGGCAAGGUGGAUGAUUUCCUUCAGGUUUUGGUGUCAUAUGACAAGGAGCACAUCCCCGAGUCCUGUUUAAACAUUGUCAAACAGAAGUAUCUUAGAAACCCAGAAUUCCACCCCGAUCGAGUUCGAACCAAAUCUACAGCAGCAGCUGGACUUUGUGCCUGGAUCAUUAACAUUGUCAGAUACUAUGAGAUUUAUUGUGAGGUUACUCCAAAAAGGCAAGCAUUAUCACAAGCUAAUGCAGAACUAGAAGCUGCAACAGCCAAGCUGUUGGCAGUUCAGAAGAAAUUGUCUGAUUUGGAUGCCAGCCUGCAGAAUCUUACAGCUCAGUUUGAAAAGGCUACAGCUGAGAAAAUCAGUUGUCAGGAGAAAGUGACCCGAACAAACCACACCAUAGAUCUGGCUAACAGAUUAGUCAAGGGUUUGGAGGCAGAGAAGGAGCGCUGGUCACUGGCACUUGUUCAGUUUAAAAAGCAACAGGAAACCUUGUGUGGGGAUGUCCUCCUCACUUCAGCAUUUGUCUCUUACAUGGGUUACUUUACCAGCCAUUAUCGUACAGAGCUCCUAUACAACAUGUGGAUCCCUUUCCUUCGGUCGCAAAAGGUCUCCAUAGCCCUGACAGACGGUCUGGAUCCAGUCCUCAUGCUUACAGAUGAUGUCACUGUUGCUGCCUGGCAUAAUCAGGGUCUGCCAAAUGAUAGGAUGUCCAUCGAGAACGCUGCCAUCCUGACCACCAGUGAGCGUUGGCCACUCAUCAUCGACCCACAGCAGCAGGGGGUCAAAUGGAUCCGAAACCACUUUGGGUCACAGCUGAGGGUGGUGCAGCUGGGACAGAAAGGGUUUCUGGAUGUGAUUGAACGAGCACUACUCUGUGGUGAAACAGUGCUGAUAGAGAGUGUGACGGAAACACUAGACCCAGUUCUGGAGCCUCUGCUCGCUAGAAACACUGUGAAAAAAGGAAGGUACAUUCGUAUUGGAAGCAAGGAGUGUGAAUACAACAGUAAUUUCCAGCUUAUUCUCCACACCAAGUUGGCCAGUCCCCAUUUCCCACCUGAACUCCAGGCUCAGACCACCCUCCUCAACUUUACAGUGACUCCCAAAGGCCUGGAGGAGCAGCUGCUAGAGCAGGUUGUGUCCCAAGAAAGACCUGACCUGGAAGCUCAGAAGAUGGAGCUAACAGCACAGCAGAAUCACCACAAGAUUGAGCUCAAGAGAUUGGAGGAUGACCUGUUGAGUCGACUCUCUUCAGCGCAUGGACAUUUUCUGGGUGAUAUUUCUCUGGUGGAGCAACUUGAGACCACCAAGAAUACAGCUGCUCACAUUCAGUAUAAGGUGGUGGAGGCCAGAGAGAAUGAGAGAAAGAUCAACGAGGCUCGAGAACUAUACCGCCCAGCCGCUGAGAGGGCAUCACUCCUAUUCUUCAUCAUCAGUGACCUCAGCAAGAUUAACCCCAUGUACCACUAUUCUCUCAAGACCUUCAACUCGAUGUUUAACAAAGCAAUGGAAUGCUCAGAAAGGGACGAGGAUGUGACUACCAGAGUGCACAACCUCACUGAAGCCAUCACCUAUUCUGUAUUCCUGCACACCAGCCAGGGCCUGUUUGAGAGAGACAAGUUAACCUUCUUGUCACACACCGCCUUCCAGAUUCUGCUGCAGCAGCAGUUGAUUGAAGCAGAGGAAUAUGACUUGCUACUGCGCUUCUCUGUAGAGGCCAGCAAAGACAGUCCCGUGUCGUUCCUCUCUCCACAGGCCUGGGGGGCCGUCAAGACAAUUUGUAUAAUGGACAGCUUCAGUGGAUUGGACAGAGAAAUAGAAAGUUCUCCCAAGCACUGGAGGAAGAUAGUGGAAUCCAAGUGUCCUGAAAAGGAAAGACUUCCCCAAGCCUGGAAGAACAAGACUUCCCUUCAGAAGCUCAUCAUCCUGAGAGCGCUCCGUCCUGAUAGGAUCCCCUACGCGCUGAAGAGCUUUGUGGAGGAGAACAUGGGAGCAAAAUAUGUUGACUGUGUUCGGUUGAAAUUUGCCGAGUUAUUUCAAGAGACUGACCGGACAACUCCUAUGUUCUUUAUUCUCUCACCUGGAGUCGACCCGCUGGAAGAUAUGGAGAAAUUAGGACUGAGGCUGGGGUUUUCUACUGAUCAGGGAACUUUGCACAAUGUGUCCCUGGGCCAGGGGCAGGAAGGGGUAGCUGAAACUGCUUUGAGGAAUGCCUCACUACUGGGACACUGGGUGAUUCUACAGAACGUACACUUGGUGCCUUGCUGGCUGCCAACUUUGGAUGGUCUUCUGGAGAAAACAGGGAUGGAAAGUCAUCAGGACUAUCGAGUAUUUAUCACUGCAGAACCAGCACCAAGCCCAAAGCAGCAUGUGAUUCCCAGAGGAAUACUGGAGAGUGCCAUCAAAAUCAUGAAUGAACCACCCAGUGGCAUGAGUGCAAGCCUGCAUGCAGCCCUUAACAACUUCAGUCAAGAAACUCUGGAGAUGUCUUCCAGACAGCAGGAAUUCAACUCGAUCUUGUUCUCCCUCUGUUUCUUCCAUGCCUGUGUGACAGAGCGCCGAAAAUUUGGUCCCCGGGGGUGGAACCGUAACUACCCCUUCAGCACUGGAGACCUCACCAUCUCAGCCAACAUCUUGUACAACUACUUAGAGGCCAACAACAAGGUUCCUUUGGAACACUUGUGUUAUCUUUUUGGAGAGAUUAUAUAUGGAGGACACAUUACUGAUGACUGGGAUAGAAGACUUUGUCAAACAUAUCUGAAAGAAUUUAUGCAUCCAAAAAUGUUUGAUGGGGAGCUCUUUCUUUGUCCUGAAUUACUGGCCCCUCCGUUCAUGGACUACAGUGGUUAUCACAGUUACAUUGAUGAAUACCUCCCCAGUGAGAAUCCCACCCUGUACGGUCUCCAUCCCAAUGCUGAGCUGGAGAGCCUCACUGUCACCUCGGAUGAGCUUUUACAGACUCUGCUGGAGCUGCAACCUCGGGAGUCCUCCAAAGGAGAGAGGGCACCAACCAGCACAGAGGAGAAGGUCAAGUCUGUCCUUGAUGAUCUCAUGGAGAAGCUUCCUGAGGAGUACAACAUGGCAGAGAUGUUGGCAAAGAUGACAGUAUGCAGUCCCUGCGUUUUUGUCUGUUUCCAGGAGUGUGAACGCAUGAAUCUUCUGUUAGCAGAAAUGAGAAAGUCUCUCACUGAGUUGGAUCUUGCCCUGAAGGGAGAACUCUCCUCCUCAAGCUUGGAGACUCUGCAGUCUGCUCUGCUUCAUGAUUGUGUUCCCAGUUCCUGGGCCAGACUGGCUUAUACUUCCACCAAAACACUUGCACAAUGGUUCAGUGACAUCAUGCUCAGCUGUCGUGAACUCGACAGUUGGACUCAAGACUUUGUUCUGCCAGCAGUUGUUUGGCUGUCAGGACUCUUCAACCCACAAUCCUUUCUUACUGCUGUUUUGCAGAGCAUCGCUCGCAAGAAUCAGCGGCCUCUUGACAAGAUGACUCUGACUGUGGAUGUAAGCAAGAAAACAAAAGAGGAUUUUGGCCAUCCGCCACGUGAAGGCGCAUACAUUCACGGACUUUUUAUGGACGGAGCACGUUGGGACACUCAGUAUGGCGUCAUUGCAGAGGCGGUUUUGCGGGAUCUGACCCCAGCCAUGCCGGUACUGUAUGUGAGAGCUGUGCCAUCAGAGGAGCAGGAUCUAAGGAACACUUACGAGUGUCCAGUGUACCACACAAAGCAGCGGGGGCACACGUUUGUUUGGACGUUCCAUCUAAAAACCAAACAACCUCCUGUCAAGUGGGUUACAGCUGGAGUGGCCCUGUUGCUGUCUGUAUGAAACCAAACAGCAGUGAGGCCUUAAGCUCAUGCACAUAUUAUGUUUUGCAAACUGACAUACUGUACAAGUAUGUACUACUACUACUACUACUAC